CUCCCAGCUCAUUUCCUUCGAGGUUCUGUGCGUAAAAUUUUUUUUCGUUUUUCCUCUAAAUCACACUGAAGUCUCAACCUUCUUCUACUCACCGUUCGUUAUUUUCUGUAUCGACGCAUCAACGGCUACAAACAAUAGCUUAAUUGUGGUAGAGUAGCGGGAGUGUAAUUAUCAAGUGUGGUGGUAGCUCCUAUUUAACAAGGCGACAAAGCGCGUGGCGAUAUUAUCAUCAGAUGUUGGAGGAUCAUUCUUUACAGCUUUCUCCAACUGUGAUGUUAUGUUUUGUUAGCUGUGGGAGGCGACUCUCCCUUUUAUGAGAAUCCGCGCUCCAGUGCUAGGGAAACCUUUUUAGGGUUUCAUCUCCGGGCAUCGGGAGAGAAGGCGACGGACAUACGGUUUGGGGGGAAUUGGAACAAAUGGAGAGCAUGAAAGUGGCUUCUACGUCCCGGAACACUGGAAAACAAUCAUUCCUACCCCCAAAAUCCCCUUUUCCUAGCAUUGCUGCUCCUGGGUAUGCAGACUUUGGUUCUUCUGGACCCCAUCGAACACCUAAGCUUAGAGAGGGCAGUAGGUCUCAUCAGCGCACCUCUUCUGAGAGCUUUCUCAUUGAGGAGCAGCCAUCUUGGCUUGAUGAUUUGCUUAAUGAGCCUGAGACGCCAGCUCCCGUGAGGAGAGGUGCUCAUCGCCGGUCAUCAAGUGAUUCCUUUGCCUACAUGGAUGGCUCUUUCCCAUACUCAAAUACUGACAAUUUAUUUCAAGGGGAAUGCAAGGGGAGGACUAUAACAUCUAUGCCUUCAUGGAGCUCACUUGAAUUUGAUCCACUUAAAAAUAUCCAGCAUCAUCAUUUGGAGGGGAAUUUAUUUAGUAGAAAUUUGUUUAAUGGACAGCAGAAUAGAGUUUGGGAGUCAGCGCUAAAUGUGAGGAAUUAUUCCAAGUGUCUUCCUGCAGCAAAGGAGAAAAAUAUGCAUACGGGAUCAUUUAGUGCUACAUCGAAGGAGCCUGAGGUGGUGGUGUCUUGUGCUAUUGAGAAGCUGGUGCAAGAAGAGUGUCCAAAAGGGUCAAUGAAUCUUUUGGAAAAGAAGGAAGCAAAUCAGAUGAAGAACUCACAGUCAGAAUUCGAUUCAAAGCGGGUUAAACAACAAUUUGCUCAGCGUUCCCGGGUGCGAAAACUUCAAUACAUUGCAGAACUAGAGAAAAAUGUUCAGGCCUUACAGGCAGAACAGAUGGAAGUUUCAGCGGAACUGGAAUUCUUAGAUCAACAAAAUCUUAUAUUAAACUUGGAGAAUAAAGCAUUGAAGCAACGACUGGACAGUCUGGCUCAGGAGCAUCUUGUAAAAUGCCUCCAGCAAGACAUGUUAGAGAGAGAAAUUGCUCGCUUGCGGUCUCUCUUUCAUCAGCAGCAGCAGAAGCUGCCCCAAGAGGCCGCUCCUUCCCACAGUCGAAGUAGGAGCAGAGAUCUCGAUUCUCAGUUUGCCAAUCUGUCAAUAAAACACACAGAGGGAAACUCCGGAAGAGACCCAGCCUCUGGUUUUAACAUAUAAUUGCCGCCUUCCCUCCGGUGGCUGUACCUCAAUCUCUCACCGGUGUUUUUCACAUAACAAGCGUGAAUAGUUACCACCGGAUCCAAGGUAAAUAACUUGAGGGGAUUCUAUUUUAUUUUUCCUUCGAAUUUUUUCUUUGAGAAAGCGUCAAAAUGAUCACUCGACUCUUUGUAGGGGGUCAUUUUAGUCCUAGAGUCUAUAAAAAAUGCCAAACAUUUUUAAUAUGGGCCACAAUAGUCCUUUCUGGGGACGCUAUUUUAGUUCAUAUUAAAGGUGUCUGGGAACUAAUUUAGUAUUUUUAUAAGUUUUGGGACUAAAAUGACUCAAUAUAAAUAGUCAUGGGAUUAUUUUGGCACACAUUGUGCACCUGCGAUCGGAUUCAGCUCACGCCCACUUGUCAAUUCUCGACUUGUCGGAGGUGUUAGUUUCUUCCUGUAAUCUUUGUUUCUAACUACUUGCCUCAGUUGCGCUGUAUUUUGACGGAAAUUAUAAUUUUAAUGUUAGUUCUAUUAUAUUAUGUUCGAUGAAUUUUUUUUGUUUGACGGUGUUGGCUUUUCAUGGCCAUGACCAUAUGGUAGU
Molecule: messenger RNA, 2120 nt
Organism: Phalaenopsis equestris
Lineage: Eukaryota; Viridiplantae; Streptophyta; Magnoliopsida; Asparagales; Orchidaceae
Exons: 5
Coding region: 417-1541 (374 amino acids)
Biological process (GO): regulation of DNA-templated transcription
Molecular function (GO): DNA-binding transcription factor activity
Source: RefSeq, a predicted model, not a curated record